Teleopsis dalmanni is the source of this 2061-nucleotide messenger RNA. RefSeq lists its product as uncharacterized. The transcript has 2 exons. The record is from RefSeq and is a predicted model, not a curated record. NCBI's taxonomy places the organism in Eukaryota, Metazoa, Arthropoda, Insecta, Diptera, Diopsidae. The coding region runs from base 1 to 2061 and encodes 686 amino acids.
AUGGAAGAAGUAACCGCUGGAAUACCGAACUGUGCAGUUUAUUUAGAUGAUAUAAUCGUAACAGGUCGAAAUAAUAAAGAACAUUUGAAUAAUGUUUUAAAAAUUUUUCAACGUUUGGAAGAAUACGGCUUGACAUGUAAAAGCGAAAAAUGUAGUUUUGCGCAAGAGCAGGUAGAUUAUGUUGGACACGUAAUCAAUGUGAAUGGAUUAAUGCCCACAGGAAAACGUGUAGAGGCAAUCAAAUUAAUGCCGCGUCCUCGUAAUAUUCAAGAAGUUGAAGCUUUCAUUGGAAAAGUUAAUUAUUAUAACAAAUUCAUUAAACAGUUUUCCAUAUUAGCUGCUCCUUUAAAUGAACUAAGGAAAAAGAAUGCUGUGUUUAAAUGGACAGCAUAUCAUGAAGGUGCUUUUCAAGCAUUGAAGAAUGCUAUGAUCAAAGCUACGGAACUCGUUCAUUAUGAUGAUAAGAAGCCUAUAGUGUUAGCAGUAGAUGCUUCUAAGUAUGGAAUCGGCGCAGUAAUUUCACAUCGUUAUGCUGAUGGUUCAGAGAAGCCAAUCGCGUAUGCUUCAAAAAAAUUAAACAGCAGCCAAGAACGCUAUUCUCAAAUCGAAAAAGAGGCAUUAGCAAUAAUUUAUGGAGUGACCAAGUUUCAUCAAUAUCUUUAUGGAAGACGUUUUGAAUUAAUAACUGAUCAUCAAGCGUUGACAACACUGUUUAAUCCGAAUAGAAAGUUGCCAGUGAUGGCGUUGCAUCGUUUACAGCGUUGGGCUAUUGUACUUCAAGCAUAUGAAUACAUUAUACGGUUCAAAAGUUCAUCUCAGAAUGCUAACGCUGAUGCUCUUUCCAGAUUGCCGUGUGGGGAUGACAUACAAUUUGAUAGAAAGGAAGUUGUGAUGUUAGAUGAUGUCGAUACUGUUUAUCAAAAUGCUGUGGAUUAUCUUCCAGUAAAUGCAACAUUAGUAAAGGAUAUGACUGCUAAUGACAACACUCUUCAACGUGUCAGCAGAUAUGUACAAGAUGGCUGGCCUGAACAAUUGCCGAAAUCUGAAGGUAGUAUCAAACCGUACUUUAAUCGCAGAUUUUGCUUAUCAUUUCAGAAUGGAGUGUUACUUCUUCAGGCUGAAUAUACUAGAGUGGUGCUACCGAAAGCACUGCAAUCUCAAGUAUUAAAUUUGUUACACGAGGGUCAUUGGGGUAAAGGUCGUAUGAAACAGAUGGCAAGACGAUAUGUGUGGUUUCCUCUUAUUGAUAAAGCCAUAGAACGUAUUCAUGAUGAUUGUUCAUCUUGUCAACAAGGUGCAAGUCAACCAAAGCGAGAAUUUUCUGCAUGGCCAGAACCUAGUAGGCCGUGGGAAAGAGUUCAUUUGGAUUUCGCGGGUCCAUUCUUUAAACUAACAAAAAUUAUGAAAGAGGAACAACAUAUUGACAAAGCGUUGUAUAAAUAUCUUACAACGUAUAGAACUACUCCAAACUUAGCAACUGAUAAAUCGCCAGCAGAGUUGUUACAUGGGCGGCAACCAAGAACCAUUUUAUCGGCGUUGUUCCCGAAAGUUAUGGAGACUAUGAAAACUCAAAAUAGAAGUAAAUUCGGAGUUGGAGAGAAAGUGUUAGCUCGUAAUUAUUCGGGAUCGCAUAAAUGGGUCAGAGGCGUGAUACAAAAAUUGCUGGGAAAUAAAAUGUAUUUUAUUCAAACUGAAAAUGGUUACAUAAAACGACAUCAAAAUCAAAUACGUCGAAAUUUAUCGUCAUCGCAUUCAAAUCAGCUUAGGGCAGAUAAUAUUGAUAUUGAUUUAGAUUUCGGUAUUCGGACACCACCGGUUGAGGAAACAACAAUUACUACUGGAUCCGACCCGGAACAUAGUCAAACAGAGAAAGACGACAAAAUGGGGACCGAUGAAACAAUAAUCACUACUGGAUCUGACUUGAAACAAAAUCAAAGAGAGAAAGACGACAAAGCGGAGUCCGACGACAGAUAUGGGUCCACACACACUGAUCAGUUGCCAGUUCAAUUAAGACGGUCGGUUAGAAGGAGAAGACAACCUGUUCGUUUUAAUCUAGAAUAA